CUCAUUCGAUAGGAUGGCAACGAUGCCGAGAGCUUGACGUUACACCUACAACCGUGUACCAAGCACGAGAAACAUAGCUGAUGUAUCUGUUCUCUCUUCUCUUUGUAGGUAGAAAAAGAGAGAGAGAAAGAGAGAAACAUACAGACAUAUACACACACACAUACACACAUUACAUAUACGUAACGUGUAGUGAUGUGUGUUCGUCCAUAGCCGGUUAAUACCAGCACCGAGCGAGUUGCCUACCUGAUGCCCCCGAGAACGCGAGCUCGAGCAAGUCACGUGGUCUUUUGAACGCGAAGGAUGUUUCUGGGAUCGCGAAGUCAGUACUCGACGGGCCGUCCUCCGAGCUGGAGGGAAAAAGACCGAGGUGAACGAGAAGGUACAAUCUUGCGGAGAUCCCUUGUGGAGGGAGGAAAACUUGAAGAGAGAGAGAGAGAGAGAGAGAGAAAGAGAGAGGACUUUGAAGAGUAGUAGUAGUAGGUAGUAGUAGUAGUAGGGAGGAUAUCUUGCGAAGGAAGCCGCUCGAUCGUCGGAUACCGCAACACUUCUACCGAUAUGCGUUAACCGAGAACGAUACUUUUUCGAAAGUUCUUUUCCUGUGAUUUUUUUUCUCUUUUACUGUUACGUGAAUAUUCUUUCACGAGGAGGAAACUCUAUGAGAUACCUCGUUGAUUUUCAUCGUUUUUCAAGAUACAUUUUUCAACCGAAAUAUUUCUAUCAAAUCGUACAGCGUUAAAAUGGUAAAGAUAUACAUUCUUUGUGACUUUUUCAAUGAAAUAUUACUUGACGAGAACAAAUUGAUCUAAUCGAUUCAAGAAUUCGUCCGAUGAAAGAAAGGAAUAAUAGGGGAGAGACAACGAGAUUUCGGAAUAAGAGAAAGAAUAGAGAGAAUCAAGAGUGGGAUAUCAAAAGAAAAAGAGAGAGAGAGAAAGAGAGAGGAAACGAAUUAAGAAUACUACUACGCUUCGAAAGAUCUUUGGGCACUCGUGAACCAAACGAAUUGUAUUAUUUUCUUUGCCUUCAUUUUCAUUCUAAAAAUACAAUUUCGUAACGUACGAGAAGAAAAGAAGAAGAAAAAAGGAGGAAGAAGAAAGAUAAAAGAAAAAAGAAAUAGAUUGGAAAGGCUAUCGAAUGAUUUCCUGGUAACUAUUUAUAUCGCGUUAAGUCGAUGACGCAUCUCGUAGCACACCGAAGUUACGACGACGUGCUACAACGAGAUUCUCCGUAGAUACGAAGAAGUCCGAGGAUGUAUCCGUUAGAACGAAGAAAACAACGUAGGAGUGUUCUGCUAUAUUGAGAAAGAUUGCUGGAUAUUCUGCAUGCAUCGAUGUUUGUUUUAGAGAAAAAGGAAAAAGAAAGGUGCGAUGUAGUUGGGUUGAGAUAAGCCAUAUCUAUUUCUCGUUAUCACGAGAGCAUAGUUGAAUUCUAUUUGAAAGAAUACAAUUUUUAUAUAUUCGACGAUAGUCGAAGUAAGAUGCAGUUAGCAGCAACUCAAAGACCUCAUCCACCACCGGUACCACCUAGACCAAGUCGACAGGUGGUAGCUGAGGCAUUGAAAAGAUCACCUAGACCACCCUGUCCUACUAGACAGGCACCACCACCUCCUAAUACCAAACCUUGGAGAUCUGAUCGUGAUCAGAAUGAUCCACAACAACAACAACAACAACAACAACAGGGAUGUCCAGGUGGUGGACGUACCAUAAUCUACGAAUCCAUUAAGGAAUCUACGAAAGCUGAAAGAAACGAUAUUUCUCCAAUAAGUACCAGCACGGUUCAGCUCACCGACAAGCAUCAGCAACAGCAACAGCAACAUCAACCGACUCAUGUAUCGAGUGAAAGGAACGACGACAACGACGAUCGUCGUGAAAAUCCGCGAGAAAGACGGCACCGUCAACCUAUCCUCGAGCAAAAUGAUACUUCCACGGAGUCGGUGCUCGUACGAGAAAAAAGAGGAGAAGGAGCAGGAGGAGCCACUAUCGAGGAUCCUCGACCGGAGGGACAACGCCUUGAAAAUCGUGCCGAUUUCAAAGAUUUCAAGGAUCAAACUAAUUCCCCAGGUGGACGAUCACCUGGAAAAACAGAUGGUGACUUAUCCAGCACCAAAGAUAUCAAAACAGUCGAUUUCGAAAUAUUGGAUAAGGAAGAGCAUGCGUCGAUAGGGAUGACAAAAAAUCCUACUAAGUCAAUCGUUUCGUUCGAAGACGAACGUCGUUCAAAUUCUGAAACGAAAAUACUAGGAAGUAACGAUACAGGAUUCAGAGGACGACCGAGGAUCAGGCCUGACAAAUCCUUGAACAUGGAAAAAACGAUGAGCAAGUUUGAUGGGCGGCCUACGCCCACGCGAAGAUCACCUGCUGGUAACCAACAAUCAACCGUUCUAUCUCGAAAAGACUCUGUUUCUAACGAGAAUCGUAAUAAUAACAAUUAUAGUAAUAAUAAUAAUAACAACAAUAAUAAUAAUAGUACUCAUAUUAAUAACAAUAAUAAUAAUAAUAAUAAUGACGGUGAUGAUGAACAAAAUGAGAAAGAGUCGAGUGUAACAGACGAGAAACAUGGAACAGUAGUCGUGGUUGACGAAUCCGAACAUAGUAAAGGCACGUACAACGAGGAGGACAACGACAAUAACAUUCAUCGACAGGAUUGGCUCGAGGCCGGUAUCCGUUAUUCCUCCACGCAGAUCACUUUGCAGGGAGACGAAGGUGCCGACGGUCUCCUCUCAUCUUCGUCCGUUGACGUCGAACGCGUUAAUGGAUACGACGAUCGUCCCGAGGACGAACGCACCGUCGACCUUGACUUCGUCAGCAUACAGGAGAGGAUCGCGAUGUCUUCCCUGCAGGGGCUGCCACCGUUGCCGAGGAGCCUCAGUGGAUUCAAUUUGAGUGGAGCUUCUGAGCCACCCCCACCACCUACGAGGUCAUCCAGCAAAUCACAAAGAGGCGGGAAAACGUCGAUUCAAACUUCUACCUCGAGACCUUCUCCACCUGCGAGACAACUUACCACGUUGGAUACUCAACUGGCGAUACUUAGAAGAGAAAUGUUUGGUCUACGACAACUGGAUCUUUCUUUGCUUUCGCAACUUUGGUCUCUGAACGAAUCAAUCCAAGAAUUUCGACAACUCUUGCAGGAACAAGAAGACAGAGCUCCAUCGCCGUCGCCAAGUAGCGAGGAAGGAGAUGAUACUUCGUAUGGGACACAUCCACCACCAGCACCUAGAAGACCAGCACCUGUGGUGCAUCAUCAUCGACCACCUAGGCCACCUAGACCACCAAGGCCACCACCCAGCGACGAAUCACCAUCUAGCGAGGAAUACGGAGCCGUUUGACGGAGGAUACUUCCUAAAAAGACGAAAAGAUCUUCUCCGUUGUGUUCCCCAAACUCUAUAGAGUUCCUGUAAAAGAGAAAAUUUGCAAAGAAAGAAAGAAAGAAAGAAAGAAAGAAAGAAAGAAAAAAACACAAAGAAAGAAAGAAAGAUGCUGAAUUCUUUUCCGAAGUUCUUUCUCUUUCUCUCUUUCUCUCUCUCUUUCUCUUUCUUUUUGUCGUUGAAAGAGCCUCGGUGAUGAAUGAGGAAGGAUCUUAGUUGAAAUUCAAUUAAAGAUAAGCUAUUAUCACCUCGAUCAAAGAGUCUAUAUCGUUUGCGAGAGAAAGAAUAUUAAUAUAAAAGAAGAAGAAGAAGAAGAAGAAGAAGAAGAAGAAAAGAAGAAGAAGAAGAAGAAGAAAAAUAAGGAGUGAAUAUCACAAAAGCCAUGUGUUCAAGGCUGCCUACCUCUAAGCAUUACAUCGAUUUUAAACGUUUUAUUGAAAGACGCGCCGUGUGUUGUUCGUACGAGGGUGGAAGUCAAUUAGUAAACAAAUUUUGUCCGUACGUCGGAAGUCACCCAUACGUGAUAGCCUGAUGUUAUAUACCUAUGUAUGUAUGUACAUAUAUAUAUAUAUAUAUAUAUAUAUAUAUAUAUAUCACGGACCGUUUUUCUGACUUAUAUUAUCCGAGAAAGUCUCUUCUAAAGCUACAUAGACCACACUGAUCUUAAUCGCAGACAACGAUACUAUCCUCUCUAUUCAAGCUAUUAGAUAAGAAAAAUAUUAUUCCCGUCGUUUCACGGUCAGUGUUAAAGAGCCUUCGAUAAACGGCAAUGGUUUAUAGCAACAACAGCAACAGAGAGUUUGUUUUUGCAUGAAUAGAUUUCUCUGCGUCGUCGUCAUCGUUAUCGUUCUCUAUGUUAGAGGAACAAAAUCGAUCAUACGACACGUCCAAAGCUUUUUGCGACAGGCAGUAGCUAGUGAGUUCCAAAGAACUGUCUUUCUUCCGUUUUGGUCAAAGAAGGAGGAAAAACUUUCUCACGUUAACGCGUUAUUACGUCCACUACAGAGUUUUCUCUUUCUUAGUUAGCGUAGAUAAGCGUGUAAAGAUUAUCAUCGUAGAAUUUAAGAAAUAAACACGGGAGUUGUCGAUUCGACAUCAUUUUCUCUGUCAAUUUUUUUAUGUAGGUUUGUUCCGAACGUGUAAAAUAAUGAUUUACAUAGUGUUAUACAAAUAAAUGAAAGGUGAUUUAAUGAUAUAUAUA
Messenger RNA from Vespula pensylvanica (western yellowjacket), 4562 nucleotides. RefSeq names its product anaphase-promoting complex subunit 11-like. Bases 1475 to 3322 code for a protein of 615 amino acids. Gene Ontology annotation, biological process: positive regulation of mitotic metaphase/anaphase transition; anaphase-promoting complex-dependent catabolic process; protein ubiquitination. Gene Ontology annotation, cellular component: anaphase-promoting complex; nucleus. Gene Ontology annotation, molecular function: ubiquitin protein ligase activity; zinc ion binding; cullin family protein binding. The transcript has 4 exons. The record is from RefSeq and is a predicted model, not a curated record. Lineage: Eukaryota; Metazoa; Arthropoda; Insecta; Hymenoptera; Vespidae.